Messenger RNA from Jaculus jaculus (lesser Egyptian jerboa), 1263 nucleotides. RefSeq names its product zinc finger and SCAN domain containing 5B (gene Zscan5b). The transcript has 4 exons. Lineage: Eukaryota; Metazoa; Chordata; Mammalia; Rodentia; Dipodidae. Gene Ontology annotation, biological process: regulation of transcription by RNA polymerase II. Gene Ontology annotation, molecular function: RNA polymerase II cis-regulatory region sequence-specific DNA binding; DNA-binding transcription factor activity, RNA polymerase II-specific. The record is from RefSeq and is a predicted model, not a curated record. The coding region runs from base 1 to 1263 and encodes 420 amino acids.
AUGUCAGACCCCAUCCAGGAUCUCAGGAGGCUCAACGAAUUGUGUCAUGGCUGGCUGCGGCCAGACCUGAACACUAAGGAGGAGAUCCUGCAGCAGCUGGUGUUGGAGCAGUUCAUGCUGUCCAUGCCCCUGGAAUUGCAGGUCUUGGUAAGGGAGAGCGGGGUGAAGAGCUGCAAGGAGCUAGAGGAGAUACUGAGGAACAACCAGAGACCCCAGACAUGGUCCGUCAUCAUCUUAGAGGGAGAGCCAUUCUUAGUUCGGAAUGCAGAUGUCGAGGCGGCCAAAGCCAAGGCCUUUGAGUGGGGUGGUGUGACAGAGCUGCCCCACACGCCCCAGGAAAACCCACAGCUGCUGCAUAAGCUUCCAGAGGUGGACGAGCCAGCCACUGACCAGAUAGAAGAAAUUCUGCUAGACACCAUUGCUGAGAAAGAAGCCCUGGGGUAUCCAAGACCUGAGCAGAUCUUAGAGGAGGACCUGAUAGAAGACAGGCAAGAGGCAGUAGUGCCUGCAGUCCAGGAGCCUCAGCUUCCACAGGGUCCUGGAGAUUCUGUGAUGAUGAAGGAAGAGGAGCUCUUCUCCCAGGAAGAAAUGGGUGUGGAGAGUAGCACAUCCCUCUACAUUCCAGAGCGAGAAGACACAGCUGAGAAUGAAGUGCUUGUGAGUCUUAGAAGUGUCCAAGAAAGCAAACCGGACAGCUCUCCUUCUCAAGGAGGGGCCGUGUAUUUAGACAACAUAGAAUUUUCUGGAAAAGCCAGGCUAGAGUCUGCAAAGCCUCUAAGCCCUGUAGCUGAUCCUCCUGGCCAAGCAGCUGCGACACAACCCCUCGUGUGUGGUGUGUGUGAGAAGCGCUUUGUUUAUAAAUCUCAGUUUAUCAUCCACCAGCGCACACACACAGGAGAGAGACCGUUUCAGUGUAAUUUCUGCAAGAAGGGCUUCUUGCAGACCUCAGACCUCCGGGUGCACCAGCGCAUCCACACGGGCGAGAGGCCCUACAAGUGCAAGAUCUGCUACAAGACGUUUGCCCACAAGUCCACCCUCUUCGGCCACAAGAGGACCCACACGAGGGAGAAGCCGUACGAAUGUGAGCACUGUAGCAAACAUUUCAGUCACAAGGGGAACCUCAAUGUCCACCUCCGCAUCCACACCAACUCCAGACCCUACGUGUGUAAGGCGUGCGGCGGAAAGUUCCGUCAGCAGGGAACCUUCAAACGGCAUGUGCAGAUACAUUCAAAAAUGGCUUCUUGGGAUGGAGAAGCGGCUUAG